AUGAGCAUAUCCAAUACCCGUAAGUUAGACAUAACCACUACUACUAGUGAACUCACAACAACCACAACAGUAGCACCAACAACCUCAACAGUAGCACCACCACCAACAACAACAACAACAGUAGCACCACCACCACCAACAACAACAACAGUAGCAUCACCACCAACAACAACAACAGUAGCACCAACAACAACAACAGUAUCUCCCUUUAUAUCAUCAUUUAAUAAAAUAAAUAUUUUAUUGGCACGAAAUGUUCGACUAAAACCUACAUCAUCACCAAGUGAUUAUUCCGCGAAAAUAACCUGCGAUGAUCCUAGUAUUCUUCCUUAUGUUCAAGCCUAUGUUACUCCAGAUUCGACAUUAAUUGUUUCAGCAACAACCGAUUGUGAUGUUCUUAUUCAAGCCUUUACUUAUGAAAAAAUACAUAUUGACAGUGUACUGAAAUUAGCCAUGACAGAUUAUUCAUAUAAGGGAUAUCAAUUAACAUUACUCAGCAUGGGAAAUUCAGAGAUUUAA
Messenger RNA from Rotaria sp. Silwood2, 516 nucleotides. The record is from the annotation of a GenBank genome assembly. Lineage: Eukaryota; Metazoa; Rotifera; Eurotatoria; Philodinida; Philodinidae.